AGAAUUGGGUCCACAAUACGUAUAAUGUCUAUAUAUAUAUAUAUAUAUAUAUGUAUGCAUGUAUUCACGCAUUCCCGCGCGCACUAUAAGUAUUUUCAACGAAUUUACAGCUCAACUGUCAUCGACUCGUCGUGUGGUUGGUUUAAUCUUAUCAUCGCUGUUUCCGCGCUACCAAGGCCCAGUCUCCCCGUCACUCCGAUAUGGCGAUGGACGCCGUCUGGAGCUUCUCUGCCACCAUUACAACCAGCUGGCGGAACUACAUGUGGAUUCCGAUUCUGAUCGCCCUUUUGGAAUUCGUUGGAUCGGCUGAGGCUCACUACGGGAUUCUUCUUCCCAGUCAACGAUCGUCUUCCGCUUGCCCGGCCCCAGACCCCGACUUCUACUACCGGCCGGUCAUCGGGAUUGUCAGCCACCCUGGAGAUGGCGCCUCCGGAAGCCUCACGAAUGUCACUAAUGCCUCUUAUAUUGCCGCCUCCUACGUCAAGUUCGUUGAAUCUGCCGGCGCCAGAGUUAUUCCCCUUAUCUACACAGAGCCUUCGGAAAGGCUUCUCAAGAAGCUCGAUUUGGUGAAUGGAGUGCUCUUUACUGGUGGGUGGGCUAAUAGCGGGUUAUACUUCGAGACAAUUCAAACAAUUUUUAAGAAAGUUUUGGAGAAAAAUGACGGUGGACACCAUUUCCCUUUAUAUGCUACCUGCUUAGGUUUUGAACUGAUAACAAUGAUCGUUAGUGAGGACAACAAUAUUCUUGAAGAAGUUAGUGCAACAAAUCAGGCAAGUACCCUCCAAUUUGCAGAAAAUGCAACUAUUGAUGGAACAGUGUUUGAAAGAUUUCCUGCACAUUUGUUAAAGAAACUGGCCACUGAUUGUCUUGUCAUGCAAAAUCAUCAUUUGGGCAUAUCCCCAAGAAGGUUUCUGGAUAAUAAAAAAUUGUCUAGUUUUUUCGAGGUAUUGACAACUUCCAAGGAUGAAGACAAGAAGGAUUAUGUAUCCACGGUACGUUCAUGGAACUACCCUGUGACUGGCUUCCAAUGGCAUCCAGAGAAAAAUGCUUUUGAAUGGGCCUCACCGAGAAUCCCACACACAGAGGACGCCAUCCAAGUGACUCAAUACGUUGCAAACUUUUUGGUGAGUGAAGCUAGGAAAUCUAUCAACAGACCACCUGCGCAAGAAGUGCGGGACAAUCUCAUUUACAAUUACAGUCCUACAUAUAGUGGAAAGGCAGGGAGAGGCUUUGAUCAAGUUUAUACCUUCACCUAGUCAUUUCAAUUUCUCGGAGGAGUCAACAGACAUGAGCGGGAGUGAUUCUGAUAGAAAUUUAUAAUUCGGACAGAAGAGAGGUAUACAUACAUAUAUAUAUAUAUAUAUAUAUAGAGAGAGAGAGAGAGAGAGAUUGACGGAGAAGAAUGGAUGUAGCAGAGAGGAGCAGAGGAGAAUUUGAGAGGAAGUCGAACAGAGAAUUUAACCCGAAUAAUGCACUGGAUACACCAUAUCAUAAUCUGAAUUACAAGUAUCUAUUAGAAGUCUUAAUAUCUAACUAACUUGAUAACAUCUUUUCCCGUCACUUUAGUUUAUAAUGAUUAUACAUUAGAUUCUUGCCUUAAGUAACUAUCAUUUUUGAUGGAUAACCAUUCUGCCCAAUUAGAUAAUUUUGCUUUGCUGGAAUUCCGAUGCUCUCAGCUCCUCUGCAGUUGUGGUGCUGCAUGCUCGAGGAUGGCUGGUAAAUAGAUGACUUACUUUUACCAUGUUGUAAUUGUAGCAUGUAUUAGUCUGGAAUAUUGUUGCUCAGAUCCGCUCAGACUGGGAUUUAAUCCCAGUAUCUUUAACAUCUUGAUCGUACCCCAACCUCAUGAAUUGAGUUUUCCAUAGCUGUACCAGAUAUCAUUUCUCCGUUCCGUUUGGCUAGUCUGGAUCCUCUUCACUUA
Prosopis cineraria is the source of this 1921-nucleotide messenger RNA. Its product is annotated as gamma-glutamyl hydrolase 2-like. Gene Ontology annotation, biological process: tetrahydrofolylpolyglutamate metabolic process. The transcript has 10 exons. Gene Ontology annotation, molecular function: gamma-glutamyl-peptidase activity. NCBI's taxonomy places the organism in Eukaryota, Viridiplantae, Streptophyta, Magnoliopsida, Fabales, Fabaceae. Bases 201 to 1256 code for a protein of 351 amino acids. Gene Ontology annotation, cellular component: vacuole. The record is from RefSeq and is a predicted model, not a curated record.